Molecule: messenger RNA, 4043 nt
Organism: Notolabrus celidotus (New Zealand spotty)
Lineage: Eukaryota; Metazoa; Chordata; Actinopteri; Labriformes; Labridae
Product: zinc finger protein 703-like
Exons: 2
Coding region: 464-2236 (590 amino acids)
Biological process (GO): negative regulation of DNA-templated transcription
Cellular component (GO): nucleus
Source: RefSeq, a predicted model, not a curated record
UCCUUGCACCCUCCUCUCCUCCCUCCUCAUUAGUGAUGCGGCCACCCAGCGGACACUUUGAAGUCUGUGCGCUGUGCUCAGAGAGCUGCUGGAGUCCGGACUGAACACACUCACCAGGACGCGUCCUCCCCUUGUUACUUGGGAUCUACUGAGUAAAAACCUUUUUAUGCUUCAGAGAGAGAAGAGGAAGCUGUGUGCAUGUUGCCCUGCAUCUCCCUCUGAUGACUUCAUGCUUCAGGUUCUGCUUUUAAAACUGGAAUAAGAGCGUUUUGGAGGAGGAGGAGGAGGAUGCUUCAAAGGGACUGAGAGCUUUCCUCGUCCUUGGGGAGAUUUCAGGGCGUCCAGUUGUGUGUUUGUCUCUCUCUUUGGAGGGGAUUGCUUCAUAUCUGCAUGGAUUACAUUUAAACACUACCUGGACUAACAGCAGCACCGCACGUCUCCAGAGCGCAGCGCCCUAUCUCCAAUGAAAUAUCUCCCCCCUGCUGCGCAUCAACAAAGUACACGGAUCGAGUCCAGUGAGUCCACCCACGGUGCAAAGUCUCGUCCCGGUGCAGCGGUCUCCUUGCUGACCCCCCUGGACCCUCUCCGGCAGGCGAAGCGGCUUCCUAUCCGAGUGCUCAAGAUGUUGACUGCGCACACUGGACACUUGCUGCACCCGGAAUAUUUACAGCCUUUGACAUCCGCACCAGUCAGCAUCGAGCUGGAUGCCAAGAAGAGUCCACUGGCCCUCCUGGCUCAGACCUGCUCUCAGAUCGGUAAACCAGACCCUCCGUCCUCCUCCAAGCUGAGCUCCUCCAGCAGCCAGGGGGACAAGGAGUCCGGCAGUCGCUCAUCCAGCCUGAAGCACGGCGAGCACCGCCCGUCUCUGGAUGAUAAAUGUAGCUUCAAGCCUUACAACAAAGGCAGCGGAGACUGUCGCAGAGACGGAGUCACCAGCAGCAGCAGCUCUAACAGCAGCAGCUCUAACGGCAGCAGCAGUGAUAAAGUGGGGUUUAGGGUGCCAAGCAAUAAUUCUAAUACUAAUGGGAAUUCAACUACAGGCCAGCAGUCCUACCCGCCCCAUGCUGCUUCACCGAGCCCCAGAGCAGGCAGCAGCACCCCACCUGGACACUCUCAGCCUCACAAACAGAGCCAGUCUCCAGGUGGACAGCAAACGUCUCACUCCCUGACUACAAAUGGAGACUCUGCACAUGAGCACGGCAGUCCAACCAGCACGAGCAGCAAUAAUAAUAAUCACCUGAAAAAAGACGGGGAUGUAAGCAAGAGGAACUCAGACAGUCCACAUGAUGCAAACUCCAGCCACGCUCGAGCCAGCACCAACUGCAGCAACAGCAGCUCUGAUGGCGGCUCCAACCACGAGGGGGGGAAAGCUGAUUCGUCCCAGCCUAACCUCGGCCCUGGUCGCAUUACACCCAUUUCUCCUUAUAAGACAACCCAGCCGCUCUUCCCCCUGCCGGCCUCUAACAUGGGCUACCAUGGAUCUGUAGUCGGGGCAUACGCAAGCUACCCGUCUCAGUUUGUUCACGGGCUGGAUCCGACAAAGUCGAGCCUCGGUAUGGGCGUCCCUGGGAAGCACCCGAGCUCCAGCCCUCUCACAGGUGCCUCCCCUCCCUCCUUCAUGCAGGGUUUGUGUCGGGACCCCUACUGUCUUAGCUACCCGAGCGUGCCCCAUCUUGGUGGAAAUAACUGCAACUCCUGCAUCCAUGACCCGUCCUCGUCUCUAAAAUCAAACUUCCCCUUGGUGUACCCUUCCCACCCGCUCCACUCCCUCCACCAAAGCUCCAGCGUCUCUUCCUCCCUCUCACACCCGCUCUACUCGUACGGCUUCAUGCUCCCAAACGACCCCCUUCCCCACGCCUGUAACUGGGUCUCGGCUGCAGGGCCGUGCGACAAACGUUUUACCACGUCAGAGGAGCUCCUGGCUCACCUCCGCACACACACGGCCCUGCCUAUCGGACUGGACAGUAAGCUGCUCUCUGUUUCCUCCUCUGGACCCGCCUCCUGCCACCUCCACCUCCCCCACCAGAGCUCUCCGGGCUCCAUGCCCGGCUCCCUCUCUCUCAGGGCUCCCCCCAGCCUGGGAUUAGCUCGCUAUCACCCUUACAGUAAAGUCCAUCUGCCCCCUGGACCCUCCUCCAUUUCCCUGCACUCUCUGCCCACCACAGGCCCGUACUACCCUCAUUACGCCCUCUACAGUCAAAGACUGGGAUCUGCAUCUGCUCUGGGCUACCAGUGAUACACCAUUUUUCUUUAAUGUUUAAAGGAAUAGUUUGACAUUUUGAGAAAUAAGCUUUUUCACUUUAUUGCUGAGAGUCAGAUGAGAAGAAUGACACCUCACUCAUAUAUAUUUCUUUUGAAAAUAAAUCUACAUCAGCCGGUUAGCUUAGCUUAGCUUAGCUCAGCUUAGCACAAACAUUGGAAAAAGGAGGAAACAGCCAGCCUGGGUCUUCAGAAAGUCAGCAAAUGCACCUACCAGCAAAUCAGACUCACUAAUAUGAUAUAGCUUAUUGUUUUAUAUAUAUUAGCAAGAUCUUAGCUUGAAAAACAAGACAGUUUUGCUCAGAAAAAUUGACUUGACGAAGAUACAGCUCCCAACUUAGACAUAAUGAUGCAAACGACGUAUGUAAAAACAUUCACAAUACCAAAGACUGUGCAUAAGAAAUGAAGGUAGCCAAUGUGAUGUCACUUUAAGUUUGGCACUUGUUUUUCUAGAGCUAAGUGACCAUAUUUGGGCGUGAGGUUGUAUAAACAAUGCUAAACCUGGUUAACAGGAAGCCACCCCUUUUUUUUUCAUUCCUCUAAAUGACACCAGAAUUUUCAAAAGGAGCAUCAUGCUGUUACAGAAGAGUUGAAAUUAGCAAUUAGAGUAAGAAAUACUGGUUCCAUUUAACCUUUUAUAUUUCCAGCAGUUGAGUUGCCCCCUGCUGGCUGUUAGAAAUAACACAGAUUUAAUGCAAUUCAGUGUUGACACCAAGGUUCCAAUUUGUAUAUGCAUCAAUAAGAAAGAAGAUAACAUAACAUUUUGCACUUAGAAGAUGCUAUUGUAAAGAGCCAGGCUAGCAGCCCCCUCUGUUUCAGGUCAGUGUGCUAAGCUAAGCUAACAGAGGUAUUAUUUCUCAAAUUUCCCCUCCUGCUAUAAAGCCAAAAAGUGCUUCUCAGAAUGUCAAACUAUGACCCUACGUUUGUACUUAAUUGUGGAAAGUUGCUGCUUCCACUCGGCUUACGACUGGAUUCAAGUGGAACUAGAAGUUCUGAGAGUGCGACUCCUGGAUUUUGACUUGAGUGCAUCUUCACACUUUCUUUACACAUUAUAUCUGAGAUUUGGUGUUUCUGAUCAGGCUCCACUCCUAAAGCUCAUAAAAAAGGACUCGUCAUGUGGCUCUUGCAUGUCUGCACAUUGUUGGGAUACUUUUUGCAACAGACGUGCCUGCCCUUUUCGGAGACGCUUGCCGCCCUGUAGGCUCUGCAAAUUGCAGGUUGGACGCUGUGUAAUAGCACUUGGAUGUUCAGGGUUGUCUCUGCAGAUGAUGAUGGUUUAGUGCAGAAAAAAUGAAGUGUGGCGGGGGACGGCAAUAAGCUGCAGCCGUGGACCGAUGCAAGUCCGGCCAAAGUCGCUUUCUCCCUGCAGGAGAUGCAUGUAAAGCUUGACACACCUGUUUAUCCAGCCCCAUGGUUUGAGAUGAUUUCUUUCAGUUCUUUAUGUUUUUGUUUACUCCUACUGAGAAGUUGUAUUUAUUUUUUAUCGGGGGAUCAGACUUUCUUUCAUGUUUUCCACUUAAAUCUAUUCUCAUUUUUGCUGUCCUCUGAGGAGUCAAGCUGGAUGACAGAUGCUGAACAUGUCAUGUCUUAAUACUUCUUUGAGGAUGAAUGUUGAAAUCACAUCUCUCUCUGAACUCUUUGGUUUUAGGAUUUUUUUAUUUCCACAGCAAAUCAAUAAAAAGCUGAGAUGUGAUAUUUUAUAUGUAAAAUUGGAACACCUUGUGGCGGUGUCCUGUUUAAGGGGAGGUCAUAUUUUGCUAAAUAAAUCACAUUGAGGAUGUAAA